GGCCUUAGCCAGGCGGGGCCUGUUCCCUUCGCCCUGGGUCGCCGCAGGCGCCUACGCCGGCAGCCUCAUCUGCGCGGCACGUGACCCGCACCGGCUGCGGGCACUUGAGGGCAAGAUCCCGCGCGGCCCCGGAUGUGAGUCGCGGGCUGUUUUACUUAGAACAUGGUGAAACUAAUUCACACAUUAGCUGAUCAUAGUGAUGACGUCAACUGCUGUGCCUUCUCCUUCUCCCUCUUGGCUACUUGCUCCUUGGACAAAACGAUUCGCCUGUACUCGUUAAGUGACUUUACUGAACUGCCGCACUCUCCGUUGAAGUUUCACACCUAUGCCGUCCACUGCUGCUGUUUCUCCCCUUCAGGACAUAUUUUGGCAUCGUGUUCAACAGAUGGUACUACUGUCCUAUGGAAUACUGAAAAUGGACAGACGUUGGCAGUGAUGGAACAGCCUAGUGGCAGCCCUGUGAGGGUUUGCCAGUUCUCCCCAGACUCCACAUGUUUGGCAUCAGGAGCAGCUGAUGGAACUGUGGUUUUGUGGAAUGCACAGUCGUACAAGUUAUAUAGAUGUGGUAGUGUUAAAGAUGGCUCCUUGGUGGCCUGUGCAUUUUCUCCUAAUGGAAGCUUCUUUGUCACUGGCUCCUCAUGCGGUGAUUUAACAGUGUGGGAUGAUAAAAUGAGGUGUCUGCAUAGUGAAAAAGCACAUGAUUUUGGAAUUACCUGCUGCAAUUUUUCUUCACAGCCAGUUUCUGGUGGAGAACAAGGUCUUCAGUUUUUUCGAUUGGCAUCAUGUGGUCAGGAUUGUCAAGUCAAAAUUUGGGUUGUUUCUUUUACCCAUAUUUUCGGUUUUGAAUUAAAAUAUAAAAGUAUGCUGAGUGGGCACUGUGCCCCUGUUCUGGCUUGUGCUUUUUCCCAUGAUGGGCAGAUGCUAGUCUCCGGAUCAGUGGAUAAGUCGGUUAUAGUAUAUGAUACUAAUACUGAGAAUAUACUUCACACAUUGACUCAGCACACCAGGUAUGUCACAGCUUGUGCUUUUGCACCUCAUACCCUUUUACUUGCUACUGGUUCAAUGGACAAAACAGUGAACAUCUGGCAAUUUGACCUGGAAACACUUUGCCAAGCAAGGAGCUCAGAAGGUCACCUGAAGCAAUUUACUGAAGAUUGGUCAGAGGAGGAUGUCUCAACAUGGCUUUGUGCACAAGGUCUAAAAGACCUUGUUGGUAUUUUCAAGAAGAAUAACAUUGAUGGAAAAGAACUGCUGAAUCUUACAAAAGAAAGUCUGGCUGAUGAUUUGAAAAUUGUGCUUACUUGUUGGACACACUGGGGUCUCAUUUGCUCAGGCCCAUCAGAUGUCCUGUUGCUUUCCUCUACACAGAUGUCAACCACAGAAUCUUUAGGACUGCGUAGUAAAGUGCUGAGGAAAAUUGAAGAGCUCAGGACCAGGGUUAAAUUCCUUUCUUCAGAAAUUCCUGAUGAAUUUAUAUGUCCAAUAACUAGAGAACUUAUGAAAGAUCCAGUCAUUGCAUCAGUUACUAUAGUUGUCUUUUCUGGACAUCCCAUAUACAGGAAGAAUAAGAGCAUUAUCUGUGGAGCCAGACCGCUUGGGUUUAAAUCCCAGAUGGCUAUUCUUAUGAAAAGGAAGCAAUGGAAAAUUGGAUCAGAACAAAGAAACGUACGAGUCCCAUGACAAAUCUUGUUCUUCCUUCAGUGGUACUUACACCAAAUAGGACUCUGAAAAUGGCCAUCAAUAGAUGGCUGGAAACACAUCAAAAGUAAAAUUGUUGAUAUUAUAUUGUUUAAAUUUUCAGUAAUCUCAUUUGAAUGAUUUAAAGGUAAUUACUAAUCAGACAUUAUUAAAAAAACAGGAAAAAGGUAAACUUUUUCAAUUUAGUUACCUAUAAAAAUUGUCAAUUUCCAUUCUUUAAAAAUACAUGGACUUUUACUAUAAAACCUUUUUGUACUAGUGAAAAAAAUCUUCAGCUGUAUAGAAAUAAAGUUAUACUUUAAACUGCA
Molecule: messenger RNA, 2006 nt
Organism: Sapajus apella (tufted capuchin)
Lineage: Eukaryota; Metazoa; Chordata; Mammalia; Primates; Cebidae
Gene: WDSUB1
Product: WD repeat, sterile alpha motif and U-box domain containing 1
Exons: 13
Coding region: 163-1680 (505 amino acids)
Biological process (GO): protein ubiquitination
Molecular function (GO): protein binding; ubiquitin-protein transferase activity
Source: RefSeq, a predicted model, not a curated record